Populus nigra (black poplar) is the source of this 855-nucleotide messenger RNA. Its product is annotated as transcription factor bHLH162-like. Bases 32 to 697 code for a protein of 221 amino acids. The record is from RefSeq and is a predicted model, not a curated record. Gene Ontology annotation, molecular function: RNA polymerase II transcription regulatory region sequence-specific DNA binding; protein dimerization activity; DNA-binding transcription factor activity, RNA polymerase II-specific. The transcript has 3 exons. Gene Ontology annotation, cellular component: RNA polymerase II transcription regulator complex. Gene Ontology annotation, biological process: regulation of transcription by RNA polymerase II. Lineage: Eukaryota; Viridiplantae; Streptophyta; Magnoliopsida; Malpighiales; Salicaceae.
AGCCAUCUUCACAUCUGCUCUGAGGCUUCUCAUGGGAGUCAUGGUUGAGAACCUUGGAGGUACAGUAAUCAUGGAGAGUAGCGGUAAUAUUUCUUCUACAAAAACAGAGAGAAAAAUCAUCGAGAAAAAUAGGAGAAAUCAAAUGAAAACACUUUACUCCAAGCUCAAUUCUCUCCUCCCUAAUCAGAACUUCAAGGAACCACAGCCACUGCCUGAUCAGAUAGAUGAAGCAAUAAGCCAUAUAAAGAGUCUAGAGGAGAAGUUGAAGAAAGCCAAGGAGAAGAAAGAAGGUUUAACAAGCAGCAGAAAAAGAUCAUAUACAUGCACUUAUGAUCCUACACCAAUCGCUGCUCCAAAAUCACCUCAGCUAAAAAUCCAAGAAUUGGGUUCAGCUCUAGAGAUAGUUUUCACAAGUGGGCCAGAUAAUCAGUUCUUAUUUUAUGAGAUUAUUCGCAUUCUUCAUGAAGAAGGUGUAGAAGUUGUUAGUGCUAAUUUUCAAGUUCUUGGAGAUUCCAUUUUCCAUGUACUUCAUGCACAGAUGAAGGAAUCUGAUAAUGGUUUUGGAGCUGCAAAAGUAACCGAGAGACUGAAUAUGUUCAUUAAUGGAUCCACGAGUGAAAUAGAGUUGGAUUUAGAGCUAUGGGACUUCGAGAUUCAUCCUGGGAUCACUGGGGAACUCCUUACAGGACUAGAGUAGCAUAAAAUAAUGGUAAAUUAGGUACUAGAGUUUAGAAUCUAAGUUUAAUUUCUUGAAUUAUGUGAGCUAUAUAGAUAUUACGAACAAGUUAACAUAUGUAUGGAAAUAUCCUAUAUAACAAAGACAGCUUGUGCCUUGUUGCAUGGUUUUCCCUUCAA